AUGAAGUUUGAGCACGUGUCUGUAACUCCCAAGGCCAUCAUCGGGGACGGCAAUUCACACAUCGACCAGUUGCUGGUAGCCGGCCCUGGACACGAGGCAGUCGAGGCAUUGCAGUCCGUCAAGCACCGCAUCGACAAAGACACGGCCGUGUGCCUGAUGACGGAUGGACUGGGUGUCUUGGAAGAAGUGAGGAAUCGGGUCUUCCAUGGGACCGAGUCUAGCCCCAGCUUCCUCCUUGGUCAUAUGAGCCACCGCCUGGCCUAUAACCGGAGCCAGGAUUCGGUCAAGGAGCUGCGGUAUGGGAAGAUGAAGCUGACUUUUGGUGAUCUUGGCCGUGACGCGGAAAGGACGGAGACGAGAAUGAACUUUGUCCAGGCCCUGCAGGGCGUCAAGGACCUCAAUUCGUCCCUAACAGCGUUUGACAAGUGGCUCCAUUUCAAGCUCCCGUCAGUCAUACUAGAUUCCGUUGUGGAGCCCGUGUGCGUCCUGUUAGAGAUUCCGUAUGCCGGACUCUUGCGAAAUCCUGCUGCCCAGCGGAUGAUGGACCGGCUACUGGCCGAGAUUGUCUCCGUGGUGGAUAACAUGCCCGAACUGGAAGGUUCUGCGGCAAUUCGCGACUUCAUCCGCGGCAACCGGAUCAAGCAGCACAUCUACAGCCGCAUCAUGGCAAGACGCGGCGCUUCAUCAAGCGACCUGGCGCGGCAGAUUCAAAACGGCCUGCCCACAGACGUCGACUACCUCAACGGCUUCUUCAUACGGUGCGGCCACGAACUGGGCGUCCAAGUGCCCACCAACAUCAUGUUGAGAGACAUGGUCAAGGCAAAGCACUCGCUGGCCAUUGAGAGGCUGAAUUCCUACGUGCCCAUCGAGGAGACUUCGGUGCCCAGCCACCUGGCGUUUCGAUACCGGACCUUGCCAGCUUCCAGCCGCAGCAAGCUUGUGUAA
Trichoderma virens Gv29-8 is the source of this 945-nucleotide messenger RNA. RefSeq lists its product as uncharacterized. NCBI's taxonomy places the organism in Eukaryota, Fungi, Ascomycota, Sordariomycetes, Hypocreales, Hypocreaceae. Gene Ontology annotation, cellular component: mitochondrion; cytoplasm. The transcript has a single exon. The coding region runs from base 1 to 945 and encodes 314 amino acids. The record is from RefSeq and is a predicted model, not a curated record. Gene Ontology annotation, molecular function: NADP binding; 2-dehydropantoate 2-reductase activity.